AUGAGCCAAUUCGAAACAAAUUCUUAAACUUAAAUUCCAUUCCAGGAAAGAAGCAAACCAAAUUCUAAUCGAUAAUUAGGAGGAUCCAAUUUCUAAAAUGGAUAAAAUCUAAAAACUAUUGAUCAAAAUGAGUAAUCCCAUUAUAUGUAACCUUAGGUUUAUUCCGAUGAGAUCUUCUCAAACCAAUAAGUAAGAUAUUUAUAGGAUGUAGUUAUGGAUAAUAGUAAAAUAUUCCUCAAGUAUAACAAUAUCCUCAAUUCAAUUACCCUGUGAUGGGAUAAUAAACUAUGAAAGAAUAAGAACAUGAAGAAUAAAUCCAAAGAUUAAUGAAGGAAAAUGAAACAUUAAGGUAUGUUAUAAAUAGCAAUUAGAUAUUAGUGGAGAUCCUUAGAGUAGGAGAACUAAAAGUUGAAAAACGAUAAGUAUAAAAUCUGAGUAUAAUAGUAAUCAAUUAAAUAAUAGAGACAAGAGUAAUAAUGCAGAAAUAUAAGGAUUUCAGUAUGAUAUAAAUGAAUAUUCUAGGGAUUAAAUACUACAAUUAAAAAAUGAAAAUAAGAGAUUAAUGAAUACAAUUUAAGAAGAUCAAUAUUAGCUUUUAGAUUUAUAAAAAUUAAAGAAGUAAGUAGAACUAAAUAAAGGACUUGAAAAUUAGAUAUCUGAUCUUGAAUAAUAGCUUUCAAUAGCUAAUAAGCAAUUAUAAGAAUAAAAAAGAUUAAAUUCUUUUUCAGAUAGUGAGAUAUAGACUUAAAAAGAAACAAUAGAGAAAUUGAAACAAUAGCUUAAAGAGUUAACUUUAAAUAAUGAUGGACAAAGUUAAAAGAAUGAAUCUCUCUUAAAUGAUAAUAGAAAAAUGAAAUAAGCAUUAGAUAUGAUUAAUAAAGAUUUGAUAAGUGAAUAAGAUUAAAACAAAGUAUUGAUUUAAAAAAUCAAUCAAUUAAACUAAGGAUCUAAAGAUUAGAUUAAUAAUCUAUAAAAAAAUCUAACAAAUCUUAAUUUUUAGAAUGAGCAAUUAAAAAAUUAAGUGAUUCAGCUCUAAUAAAAAGAAAAAGAAUUAUAAAAUUUAUAGAAUUUAAAUAUUUAAAAUGAAAAUAAAAUAAGACAGAUGUAAUAAUAAAUUUCUGACUGUAUUUUUAUAUAUAAAUUUUAGAAUAAAGAUAAAUUGAUCAAUAUCUAAUUACAAUAUAAACAGGAAAAAAUGAAUAUUAAAAGUUAGCAACAAAAAGUUAAUCAUAAGAAUAAGAAAUAUGGAAAAUGAAAGAAUAACUCAAUCAAUUAACUACACAAAAUUAAAUGUUAUAAAAUAAGUGUUAUCAACUUGAAAGAACUAUUGAUGAUAGUUUAUCAAAAUCACAAAUUUAAUCUGCUGAUCUUAAAGGAACCCUUGAAAAAUGGAAAAACUAUGGAUUAUCACUAGAAUAAGAAAUUAAGAAAAGAGAAAUGGCUUUAUUACAAUUAGAAAAUGAAUAUGUACAUAUGCAAAGUCAGUUAAAAGGUGCUUAAGAUAAUGAAGUUCAACUAAGAAAUGAAAGAGCAGUUACAAUAUAAAAAAUGAAAGAAAUGCAUGAUGAUUUACUACUCUAUGAAAAAAAAUGUGAUUAAUUAGAAAGAGGUAAAAUUAUUUAGAAAUUUAGAAUUAUUACAAUUUUAAGAGUAAAAUAAAAAUAUCUAGCAAAAUUAAGAUAGAUUAGAAUAAGAUAAAUAGUAAUUAAAUUUUGAAGUGAAAAAUUUAAUGGAAGAAUUACUUAGAACUUAAAAUUAAAAUGAUUUGAAACUUAGAGAUUUUGAUAAUUUAUAAAUGAAACUUGAUUCUGAUAAUAAUGCUAAAGAUAGGGAAGUUUAGAAUUUGCAAUUAUAAAAUAGUAUGCUCUAAGAUAAAAAUAAUUAAUUGGAAAAUGAUUUAGCUAAUAAAAAGGUAUUUAUUUUUUAUCUAUAAAUAUUAGGAACAAUUAUUUCAAAUGGAAUCUAGAAUUAGGAAUUUAGAAGGUGAAAUUCAUAAUCUCUAAUUUAAAUAAACUCUAAAAUAAUAAUAUUAAUGGAAUUAAGAAACUCCAACUAAUAAUAAUAACAAUUUGAUAGAAUUAACAGAGAAUAGCCAAAUUUAUUCAGGAAUUAACCAACCUUAUUCUAAUCAUUCAGGAUAUUUGAGUCCUUAAUAAAAUAAUUAUGGAGCUCAUAAGUCUUAAUUACAAAAACCAACAGAAGUGUAAAAUGCUCCUUCUCAAGUUAAUUAAUUUCCAGAUCAUAGACGUACUAAUUCUUAGCAGCUUAUUAAAAGUAAAAAUUACGAUUUACGAUUCUAAAAUCAACCACAAAACUAAUAACAUUGA
Messenger RNA from Paramecium pentaurelia, 2327 nucleotides. Lineage: Eukaryota; Ciliophora; Oligohymenophorea; Peniculida; Parameciidae. The record is from the annotation of a GenBank genome assembly.